This is a messenger RNA of Brassica oleracea var. oleracea, 1220 nucleotides long. RefSeq names its product receptor for activated C kinase 1B. Gene Ontology annotation, cellular component: cytosol; nucleus. Gene Ontology annotation, biological process: positive regulation of protein phosphorylation; rescue of stalled cytosolic ribosome. The record is from RefSeq and is a predicted model, not a curated record. The transcript has 2 exons. Bases 45 to 1034 code for a protein of 329 amino acids. Gene Ontology annotation, molecular function: protein kinase C binding; translation regulator activity; ribosome binding. Lineage: Eukaryota; Viridiplantae; Streptophyta; Magnoliopsida; Brassicales; Brassicaceae.
ACGAAGAAUAAACCCUAAAAUUCACACUCCUCAAACCCUAAACCAUGGCUGAGGGACUCGUCUUGAAAGGCACAAUGUGCGCCCACACCGACAUGGUCACCGCCAUCGCCACCCCGAUCGACAACUCCGACACUAUCGUCACAUCCUCUCGCGACAAGUCCAUCAUCCUCUGGAAACUCAACAAGGACGACAAGUCCUACGGCGUAGCUCAGCGCCGCCUCACCGGCCACUCCCACUUCGUCGAGGACGUCGCUCUAUCCUCCGACGGACAGUUCGCCCUCUCCGGAAGCUGGGACGGUGAGCUUCGUCUCUGGGAUCUCGCCACCGGAGUCUCCACUCGACGUUUCGUGGGACACACGAAAGACGUUCUCUCCGUGGCUUUCUCCACUGAUAACCGUCAGAUUGUGUCGGCUUCUCGUGACGGUACGAUCAAGCUUUGGAACACGCUUGGAGAAUGCAAGUACACGAUCGGGUCCGAUCAAGGAGGUGAUGGACACAAGCAGUGGGUUAGCUGUGUUAGGUUUAGCCCUAACACUCUUGUCCCCACCAUUGUGUCUGCUUCUUGGGAUCAGACAGUGAAGGUGUGGAAUCUUCAGAACUGUAAGCUUAGGAACACUCUCGCUGGUCACUCUGGUUACCUGAACACUGUGGCUGUGUCGCCUGAUGGUUCGUUGUGUGCUAGUGGUGGGAAAGACGGUGCGAUCUUGCUUUGGGAUUUGGCUGAAGGGAAGAAGCUUUACUCUCUUGAGGCGGGAGCGAUUAUUCACUCUCUUUGCUUCAGUCCCAACAGGUACUGGUUGUGUGCAGCGACGGAGAAUAGUAUUAGGAUAUGGGAUCUUGAGAGCAAGAGUGUUGUUGAGGAUUUGAAGGUUGAUCUCAAGGCUGAGGCUGAGAUGUCUGAUGCAUCUGUUGGAACCGGUAACAAGACAAAGGUGAUCUAUUGCACAAGCUUGAAUUGGAGUGCUGAUGGAAGCACAUUGUUCAGUGGAUACACUGAUGGAGUCAUCAGAGUUUGGGGUCUUGGUCGUUUUUAGAGUGAAGAAAAAGACAUGACGAGAAUCAGUUCCCGAGAAAAAGUUUAUUUAAUCUCUCCAAUUUUUUCAUCGACUCAAAUGGUGUCUCUUCUGUUUUAGUGUUUUUGAGAUUUAUUUGGUUUUGUAUUUCCAGGACACCACUCAUAAGCAUGAGAUUAAUCCAUUGAUUCUAUUUUUCAUGUUUAA